Suillus plorans is the source of this 978-nucleotide messenger RNA. Its product is annotated as cytochrome P450. Bases 1 to 978 code for a protein of 325 amino acids. Lineage: Eukaryota; Fungi; Basidiomycota; Agaricomycetes; Boletales; Suillaceae. The transcript has 7 exons. The record is from RefSeq and is a predicted model, not a curated record. Gene Ontology annotation, molecular function: heme binding; monooxygenase activity; oxidoreductase activity, acting on paired donors, with incorporation or reduction of molecular oxygen.
AUGGCCCUUGCAGUUGAUCGCCACCUUGCUAUCCUCGCUGGCAUUUCUCUUUCCUUUGUCGCCGUCAAGGCACUCAAGCGGUUCAUCAAAAAGCGACAGAAUAACGCUCCUCUUUCUCCUGGCCCAGUGUCCCUCCCACUGUUGGGGAGCGUCUUAUCUAUCGACGCUUAUGAGCCUUGGCUGACUUACACUGAAUGGGGUGCUGCGUAUGGGGACUUGCUCUUCGUGCGAAGUCUAGACGAGGAAAUGGUCGUGGUCAAUUCUCAGCACAUCGCAGAAGCCUUACUGGACAAACGUUCUCGAAUUUACUCAGAUCGACCAUACCUAGCAACACUCGUGCCAUAUGGGUUGUCGAUCAACUUUUCAUUCAUAGCUUAUGGCGAUGAAUGGCGUCUCUGCAGACGACUUUUCCACCAAACUUUUCGCCCCGAGUCUGCAGCAAAAUUUCGCCCAAUGCAAAUCAAGCGGGCUCGUGAGAUUAUCGUCAACCUGGUCGAUGACCCUGAAAAUUAUUACAACCACUUCGCAACAUUCUCGUUAUCUGUUGUGAUGUCAGCUGUGUAUGACUACGACAUCAGUGCUCGUGAUGAUCCCAUGGUGCAGACCGUGAUAAAGGCACUGGUUCCAGGCUUGACCUUGAUAACCCCGGAGAGAGCAUUAUUGCUCAAAACCUUUCCCUUCUUACUAAAGGUGCCUGACUGGUGCUGGGGAUCCUCGAUCAAGCGUAGUGCAAGAGGUUCGACGGAGCGCAUCAAUCAAAUGGCCGACAUGCCGUUUCGAUAUGUGCAGCAGCACAUGGCCGACGGUUCGUUGCUCGCUCGGUCUUCGAUGGUUGCAGAAAAUUUGCGACGGAUGGAGAGGCAAGAUGAGGCAUUCAAACCUGUAUUCGAGAAUGGAUUGAAGAAAGCAGCUACUACUGCUAUUAUAGCUUCAUAUGAAACGGUAACUGUCGGUGGAUCUUUUAUGGGACUAGAAUAA